This is a messenger RNA of Coccomyxa subellipsoidea C-169, 774 nucleotides long. RefSeq lists its product as hypothetical. Bases 1 to 774 code for a protein of 257 amino acids. NCBI's taxonomy places the organism in Eukaryota, Viridiplantae, Chlorophyta, Trebouxiophyceae, Coccomyxaceae. The transcript has 6 exons. The record is from RefSeq and is a predicted model, not a curated record.
AUGCGCGCGAUUGUGUCCAAAGGGAUGGACUUAAGAAAUUCACCGAAGAGUGCGUCGUCCGGGACAUCUCCCAGGGAUGUUCUGCUCGCAAAGGUGUUGACCAUUCGAAAGCUUCUAGAUUGGGCCCCCUUGAUCAUAACGACGGCGCUGGGAAGCGAUUACCUUCAUCUGGCCCUCAUUCUGGCAACAGCCAUCAGCGCGGGCAACAUAGUCCUGGACGGCCUCUUCCGUUGGUGGAAAAUAAUCAAGGUCUGGCCUAAGUACCUGGACGUAUGCUUCUUCAUCACGUUUGGCGUGACACUGAUCCUCGCCUAUACCAUCCCAGAUUCCUUUGUGAGACGAUGGCUCCAAGUGAUCACCAUGGGUGGCAUCACAGUGCUGAUCACGCUGGGCUUCCUUAUUGGUCAUCCUUUCACGAGGGAUAUUGCCAAGGAGAAUGUGCCGGAGGAAUUCUGGGGUCAGCCUGUGUUCAAAAGGACCAAUGUCCUCAUGACCAGCCUUUGGAUCGUCAUUUUCCUCAUCAUGACUGUUUCCUACGUGAUUGUGGCCGCCACGAAUGCUAAUGGGAAACAUGACAAUGGAUUGUUCAUUGCCUUCAACUACGUGGUUCCACUCAGCUUCCUCUUUGCCGGCCUGAUCUUCUCAAAAUGGUACCCUGGGCACGUCAGGCAGAAGCAGAGAGCAAUGGCCAGCCCGCAGGUUGCACAGCAGCAGACCACACCAUCAAGCAACACCGCCUUCAAAUCUGAUCUCUACAGUACCACUCGCAUCUGA